Molecule: messenger RNA, 11154 nt
Organism: Bacillus rossius redtenbacheri
Lineage: Eukaryota; Metazoa; Arthropoda; Insecta; Phasmatodea; Bacillidae
Exons: 2
Coding region: 7512-9416 (634 amino acids)
Source: RefSeq, a predicted model, not a curated record
CGAGGACCAUUUCACUCUCUUGUUCCCUCCCAAGAGACACCUAAUUUGCCCCUGCGUGAAACACCUGGACAGAAUCUGAACUAUUUCUUUUCUCUGUUCCCCAACUUUUACUUUGCGAGAAGAUGGCAGUCGUUUUGCUACGAACUUAGGUCUUUUAAGCUUAGCAGCUUCCCUCUGCCUUAGUACUGCUUUAGCUUUCUUCAAAAUCUCAACUUGCUUACGGAGUUUUACCAUCUCCUCAUUUUGAUGUGCUUCUGUGCUAGUCGCUUUAUCAAAUUUUCUUUUUUUAGGUGACAAAGUUUCUAAUGUUGAUAGAGCUCUUUUCCUCACCUGCCUAGCUUCUUGGCGCGUUUCUCUGUCACUGGUAACCUGUAAAAUAUAAUUUGUUUAUUACAUUUAAGCAAAAUUGGACAAAAAUAUAUGUAUAUAGAAUGUCUAAAAUGAUUGUGUGCAAUUCUAAAUCAGCCCCUUAUUAUUAACAAACACUUAAGCUGUCACUCAAAGGUACCCGCCUAGUCUAUCGCAAAGUUACAAUAUUCACAUUGAAUAAAAAAAGUUUAUAAAAUUAGAAACCAAAAUAUAAUAUGUAUCUACAGAAGACUCCCGAUUAUCUGGGGUAGUGACUGUCAAGGGGUCCGCGGAUAAAAAAAUAACACAGUUAAAGCAAUGUCGAUAAAACUGCAUGGUUAAAAAAAAUUAUCUUGACUAUCCAAACAAACACUGUCUAGGGUUGUUGUACGUAAUAGGUACUAAAAUUUUAAGACGUAAUUUACAGAAAACGUUGCAGUACAUGUCACGUAAACAUAGCCGUAUUUUCCAUCGCCCUAUUUUACGUCUAGCUGUUCGAUAAUUUUUAAUUUUUGUUGAAAGUUAAAUUCCACUCAUUUCCAAUCAUUAAUGCACAUUACUCCCUUAAGAUAACUGAAAAAAAAACUGCUGCCUUGCGAUUGCUGCCUUAAACUACGCACACAGGUCCGUUCACGCUCGCGCGAGUCACGCUGCCGUCAACCUGUGGGCGGUUCAUUCUGGCGCGUGGAACACAGGCGCGCGCGGCUCACUGAGAUGCGUUUAUAAUUUGCCACAGCAGUUGCGAAGUUCAUGGCCUAACACUCACCAGUUAUGUAUGCACUAUGUUUGGCAGCAUUAUUCAUCUUGAAUCACAGCGUAAAGGCUCUCACAUAAAUAAAUAAAUAAACUAAUAAAAAAAAUUUUUUGUGUGUUUUUGGAAGUGAAAUAUUGCACGAUUAACCCGUAAACUGAAUAACUCACACCCGGACAGUCAGGAGUCUACUGUAUUUGUAAACGUUAAUAAAUAGAGCCUGGACCAAACAAUCAUAACAAUGAAAAAUACCUUUUAAUCCAAAAUAUAUAUAAAAAUUAUAAUAGAAAACGAAUAGGUGUGCAUAUCAAAGACAUAAAAAUAGCAACUAUCUAUAUGUAAAAUAAAGUUAGGGUGAAAACAAAACCAAAAUUAUUAGAAAUGACAUUUCAGCCAUUUGUUAUUUUUUAAUUUAGCUUAACUUAUAGUGUAAUUUAUAUUAAUGUUAAAUUGCUAUGGUUAUAUGCAGUAACUAACGAAAACAUCCAAACAUCCAAUUUUUUUUUUUUCAAAUGUGUUCGUGCGUGGUAUGAUAACCACUUAAAAUUCCAAGGGGGUAAAAGAUACCAGUGUUCUUUCGAAGUUUGCGUGUUAAUGUUUUAAACCAAGGAAUGUCAACCUUAAAAUUAUAUCCCUGUCUAGGCAGACCCUAUAAUAAACUAUCUAAUAUAGUUAAAAUAAUAAAUAAUGUCGCUUAUAGUAACCUUUAUUUUUAAUUAUUAGUUAGCAGUGUAAGAAUUUUUUUUCAUUGGUGUGAAUGAAUUAUUGUCAAACACUGGCAAUAAACUAAUUACAACUAUAAAUUACUAUAUUAACAACUAUAAUUUUGUACUUUUAGAUACAUACCUGUUCUGUAGUUUGGCUGGCAACAGUGCAGUCACCAGAGCUACAGCUGGGAAAUGAACUCGAAGCCUUGUCACCAUGCCAGUUUGCAAUAAACAGAGAAGGGACCGCAUUUUUUCGCAAGAUUUUUCUUUGCGGUAUUCCCAAAAGUUCAUUUCGCAAGUCUCGUUCGUAAUCAUCCGCGCGGAAAUGUACAGAACACACUCUGGCAUUUUCUGGCUUAAAUUUGUCACUUCUUUUGCAGCGCAAAACCCACACUCGCUUAAUCUCCUCACAUUUAGGAAAUCUGUGAUACACAACACCAGUAGUUUUCGAUCCCCAAUUGGUACACUGUGCCAUAGCACAACUAACUCUGUACUCAGAUUGUUUAUUCAUCUUUGUCACAUUUAGCAAGAAUAGACGGCACACUGAACUGUUAGUCAAAAUCACACCCGUUGCUGAACGUUCAACACAAGAACUGCAAGCGAAAAGCUAGUCUAGCGCCCCCAUAGUGACUUCAGCGAGACGCGAGUUUGGAGGGGGAAAGCAUGGUUGCCGGGAAGGGGCCCCGCUGCUAUGCAAUAACGACACUUUUUUUUUGUUCAGUGGUAUUUCCAGGACUUGUACCCUGCCACGACUACCUGCUAUGGGUAUAUUUAAUCCCCACUGGCAGAGGCUUUUGUUAGGUGACAUUUGUGAAAGUUGGUCGCACAGGAAUUUUGACAACGCUUCAAAAAUAGCAAUCUUUCUGCUUGCAGGUGAUUGGAAAGAGUAAACUUUUAUAUUGCUUUUAAAUCACUGGCUCAAUAUUAAGAAUAUUAUUUCUAAGCAUCUCGUAAUUUACGCAUUUAGUUUCAUUGACAUGACAUUAAAAAACGCACUGCAAAGAAUAUCCCCCAAUUUUUUUCCAUGCGAUAAAUAUUAAAAAAAAAACAACUAAAUGUAAAUGUAUACAAUAACGCCGUACCUAAUGGAUCCAAUACCGCCAUUUUUCAUUGAUAUGUAGUUCUGAUAAAAUAUAGCGAUUUUAUUCAGACUCUAUUGUCGAAUACUUAAUGCCCCUAUUCGUUUUUUAAGCAUAUAAAUACAACAAUUAGUGAUUAGAUUUGUAUCACAACAUAUUAUCUUGAUUACUACAAAAAUUAAUGCGGAGGAAAAUUUAAUUUCAAAAUUUGGUUUCAAGAAAUAAUUUCGCAGCCUUACUUUUGGAUUUGUAUGUCGUCGGUUGGAUUUUUAGUUAAGGGAUAAGUUAAUAAAUCAUUUUUAAUUGUUGAUGAAGAAUGUUUUAUUGUUAGUCAGGUCACGAUUAAAUUAAAACAUCGUUUGCUCUCAGGCAUGCAUAGAGUAAAAUGAUGAAAAAAACUUUUUAAAAAUAUAUUUUAAAUGCAAUAUACUAAAAAGUAUUAUGGUUUCUUAAUAUUUCCAUAAAAUAUAGGGUACUCAGUUUUAUCGUACUGGCAUGCGUGUACUAUGACUCUAAAAACAUGGAAUCAAGACUAACUCUAACCAAGAUAAAUUUACACCAUUUCAUUUAACUGGGCUCAAAUCAGACUCAUUACUCAGUUAAAAAACACUUUCGAACAAUUAUUUAAUACAUUAUCUUUUUUUCUCUGGCGGAAAAUGGAGCGAUACAAACCACAGGGCAACUGGUCACAGAAACAGAUCUUUAGGGUGGUACAACUUAUUCACCAGGGGUCAAAAGUAGCAACAGCUGCUAAGGAAAAUAAUGAUUUCGUAGAAAAUUACGUGACCACUGUUCCGCUAUAGUUUUUUUUUUUUUUUAAGAAACGUUAUUUCACUUACUGCUUUCGCUCCUAGCCUAUAUUCAGAAAAAUCACAACAUUCAAGUGACCUCAACCCCAUCUUAGGUGCCUCUACGGGAACUUUCCCAAUCACUUUCCAGUGUCUGUAACUGAAGAAGCCAGGCUACUUCUCUUCGCUAAACGCAAUAACGGCUGCAUAACUUAAGAAAUAUAACCUCAAAGUUUUGUGAAGAUUGGUUAAUUAGAUUUUUCACGAUGGCAAGUUUAUUUUGCCGCUGUGUACGGCUUAGCAAGCGAGGAGCUAGACCGGACUCCUCCACGUGACGUCAGCCCGACCCGGUGUUGGAGGGGGGGGAAAGCGCGGCAGCCGGGAAGAGGCCGGCCUGCCGUUUAUGAUUAAUACGACGCCGGCGAAGCAAACUCAAGUGUAAACAUAAACUUCAGCAGUCUCAAUUUUCCGUUCGGCCAUGGAAAACUGGUUGGAGAUUUCAAUUAUUGUUGAUAUCAAUUUGCCAAAGUGGCAACAUUCCCUGGCUGUAUGAUGACUUACAUAGGCCAUUGGCCCGGAGUUAAAAUGGCGGCUAUCUAGUGUUUAGUAGUAAAUAUUAUUUACUUCCAAAGCUGCCCAAAUAUUAACGUGGUCUUGUUCAUGACUGAAUCUUGAGAACAUUUUUUAAAUUCCGUUAUAGUUAAAUAAAGGUGCUGGUAGGAGUACCUGUUUGUUCUUCGAGGAAAUUGACAUAAUAAUAGGAACUCGUGCAGUCGUAGAGCCUCCAGUGCUACUAGAUUCAAUUCAGAACGAAAAUUUACCUACUGUAAAUAAUGAGGUAGUCAUUGAAAACGAACAUGAUUAUUCAGUGCUUUUAGAAGAGAGUGUGGAUACUUCACUGGAUGAGUCCACUGAAAGUCAAGUUUCAGAGCCACUCCCAUCUGAUACAAAGAAGAGAAAGCAUACUGCUACACUUGCUGCAAUGAUGGGUAAUAAUGGUUCUGCUUAAUAGUUGUAUAAUUUUCUUUGAUAGUUUACAUUAUCUACAUUCAUCUUGUUCUUUUCAUCUUACUAAAGUAAUGAAGAACUAACUUAAUUGUUUAGUUGCAUUGCUAAUUUGUGCUAACAUUUGUAUUUGUUGACCAACAUCUUUGUUCUUGCGAUUGGGCUACUGCCCUGUGGCAAAGCCUACCCCCUUCCACCAAGCCGUUAAGUUUUAGUAGUUCAUCAAGGUUUUAAUGAUUGCAUGCAAGAUGGGCUGCAAAAUGGAGAUUCCUGUAUAAUCAGGGUAUUUUAUGUUUCUUUAAAGUCAAGGAAGGUAAAAGUUCCAUAUUGCGUAUCCAAGGAUAUACCUUAAUUAUGAUGGCAUGUUAUUUAAGUAUAUUUAAUGCAGCUUUACUAACCUAAUAAUGAUUAUUUAAUAUCGCUAUACAUACUAACAUAAUAACUGUACCGGUAUCGGAGAGAAAAAUAUACCCGUUUUUGGUAUGUGCAAGAUAUUUCGACGUGCUAAAUCACAACAGAAAGCAUCAUGUACCACAGCAUCAAUAUUUACAGGAUCGUGUCCUCAGGAUCAAGUAGUCUCCUUGGAUACGCAAUACGGAACUUUUACGUUUACAUCUAGCACAUUGUAACAAGUCUGGCUGUGGCUCAUAGGAGUGAAAUGCAGUAUUCCUUGCAACAUGCUUGCACCUCACCACCAUACAGCUUUAAUGUUCACAGUACACAGCUAAGACAUACCUUACUUCCAAGACUCAAUUAUUUAUUAUUCAUAACAAAUCACAAGAAACUAAAAUAUACCUAGUCAUUCUGUAGAACUAUGUAUUCUUAAGUGAAAAUAUGAGAACGAAGCAUUCAAUUGGGAUUUGUAAAUAGUUUACGAGGAGUAUAAAGCUAAAAUUGACUACAUACACUUAGGAUAGGUUCACAAUAUGUUUAUUUUAUUGAGUAGCGGCUUCUAGGAAAUAAAAGGCUAAUGUGAUAAUUUUAAAUGAAAGGGUUGUUGGGUUGAUUCUGGUAUAGUAAUGAUAUGUACUUAAUAUGUAAUCCUUUGUAAGUAGUUAAUAUAGCUAACCUAACCCACUUUUCACUUAAGUUAUUAUUUACUUAUACCGCAAUAAGCCAAUUCACUGUACAUGUACACUAAACCAUUGUUAUGUAGCAAUACAGAAUUUUUGGAAAAAGGCUAAUUUUAAAUCCAUAAUCAUGUGAACUUUUUAUUCAUUAUAAAUACAUACAAAAAUGCAUGCAUGCAGCAUGCUGUACUUUGGUGAAAUAUGAAUUAAUGUAAUAUGGACAAGUGUCUAAAAAAUUUAUUUAUAUAAAUUAAUAUUGUGUGUUUCAAGGAAAAGGACCACAAAUGUGUUAUUUUUUAGGUGCCAAUAACUUCUACUAUUUUAAAUAAGACAAAAAAUCAUUAGCCAAAAUUUUUCAUACUUCAACUGAUUAAUUGGAUCUUAAUGUUAUUAGUCAAGAAAGAAACUACUGACAAUAAAUCUCUUAUAGGCUGUAACAACCCAGGUUAUGAAAAUGUCAAUAAACUGGAAUUUUACUUAUUUUGGCCAACUUAUUUAAUUUUCUAGUGUUUUUAUGUAUGUAUUCAUUAUUGCUUAUUUGUCUUUAUUCGUAAAAUGUAUGGUAACGUAAGUUCCCAUUUUUUCUAUAACAUGGUUAGUUGAAUAACUCCAUUCUUACGACAAGUAGAUGACACAUGUAAAAGAAUUCCUUUCACUUUAAUUUCAAAUUUUCACCUAAAACAUGCAAAAACAUUUUUUUUACAGAUAACUUUUUAACAGAGUUAAAAAACUCGGAGGAGAGGUUUGACGAAGCGGAGAGAAAGAUAUGGCAAGAAGAACGGCAACGGGAAGAAGAGUUGAGAAGAGUAAAUUUGGAGAGAGAGCGACGCCACGAAGAACGGAUGUUUGAAUUGUUGAAAAGUAUAGUGGAAAAUAAAAAAAAUAAUAUUCUGAACAGUUUGGUUUCUAUUUCCAUAGAAUUUAUUUCAAUUUUAAUAUUAACAAUACUGAAAAAUUUACCAUAAGGUUAAAAAUCUUUUUAACUGACAAUUUUUAUGUAUAGGAUGCAUCAGUACUUGCAUUAAUAUUAGAAAAUUACAGUUUAAAAAUAAACUGGUGCUUAAAGUUAUAACUCAUGCAAAAACCAUAUAAAGGAAGUAUUUUUUUUACAAACUGCAACACACUAUUUAUACUUAACCCUUUAGUCUAUACAUCCACUAGUGGUCUAUGUUAACAUUUAUUUUAUUUGUAUUCCGUUCAGCUUUUUUUUUGUAGAAACCAUAAGGCUAUGGAACAUGUCAUUUACAUAUUAACAGUUACCAAAUCAAACUAUAAUAUAAAAUGAUACAUUAAUGCACUUUUAAAUACAUUUGCAGGUAAGUGAUAGUAACAGAGCUUUUGGAAAAGGCAUUUACAAUUAACAGUUAACAGCAGACCGAGUUUAAUUUAUUUGCAAUAUUAUUUGUGUGUUCCGUAAAUUUUAAUUGCUCAUCAAUAUAUACCCCUAAGAAUUUUACUGAGUAUUGUAUCCAUUGAAUUUUAUGUUAAGCUCGUUUUCGUCCCUAUUUCUAAAUUUAAUAUUGUAGUGUAGCGAGUAAAGGUUGGCGACAGUAAAAAGAUGAACAUGGCGGACUGGGAUGCUGAUGUGGGUCAGCAAUAGUAAUGUGAAUGUUUAUGAUAUUAGUAGUGAUGUAUUUAGUAGUAAUACAGUGAAGAAAUAAAUAAACGUUACAUGGCGCAGUCGGUAGGAUGUGAAUUGGUAACGGCAACAUGACUGUGGAUCACUAGUUGACAAUCUCGGCGCGGCGUGUCACGGUGUAAAAAUGGCGAGUUCGUUUAACGUACCAGCAAAAUUGAAUUUAGAAGGGAACAUCAGUGAAAACUGGAAGAAAUUUAGACAGGCCUUCGAAAUAUAUUUGGAAGCCUCCGAUUUGAAGACGAAAAGCGAACAGAGGAAGAUAGCAAUUUUUCUAAAUAUAGUUGGUGACGAUGCACUAGAUGUGUACAAUACUUUCACCUUCACUGAUGAAGAAAAAGAAAGAACCUUGGAAAUAGUGCUGGCGAGGUUUCAAACGUACUGCAACCCAAAAAAAAACUUACUCCCCGCACGUUUUUUAUUCUACUCACGGACACAGAAAGACGGGGAGAGAUUUGAUAACUUUCUCACAGACCUCAAGAUGCUAUCACGGGACUGCGAGUUCAAACAUCCCGACGAGCUACUGAGAGACAGAAUUGUUUUCGGAACAAAUGAUAAAAUUACUCAAGAAAAAAUCAUAAAAUCUGGAAGUGUUGAAUUGGAGGAAACAAUACAACAGUUCCGAACAGCUGAAAUAACCUCUACUCAGGCGAAGGAAGUGAUGCAACCAAUGCGGGACUCAACUUAUGCAAGUGUGGAUGAAACGAAGUUUCACAAAACUGUGGCCCCACCUUUCUCAAAACAGCCUAGUAGGCCCACACAAAGUACACCUGGUGAGGUACUGUGUAAGUGGUGUGGCUACCAUCAUAUUAAAGAUCCAGUGAACUGUCCGGCGAGAGGAAAAACAUGCUCUUUAUGCGGCCGCAGGAAUCAUUUUGCGAAGGUGUGUAAGUCACGUGGAGAACUCCACAUAGGAAAAUCUCAGAACUCAAAAUUAAAUGAGUUUAAAGAUCUGUACACUGGUAGGCAUAACAACACACAAGCUAAUCAACAAUGGGAGGAUUAUUACUGUAGCUUGGUUUUUGCACUCAAAGAAACCGACCAUAUUGCAACAAUUUGCUGGAAUGAAACAGGAUGUUUGGAAAAUGUAAUUGAUGUAACUUUCAAGCUGGACUCUGGUGCGUGUGCGAACAUACUGCCUCUGGAAACAUUUUCUCUUUUGAAACAACGUGCCCCAAAAACUGUGAUACUUAAGAAAGAAACUAGAUCAUUGACUGCAUAUAAUAACUCAGAAAUCAAGGUAGUGGGAUGCACUGAUAUCAACUUGACUAUAAAUGGGGUUUGCUUGCGAGAAACAUUCAUAGUAGUUGAUGAAAAAUCUGUACCUAUACUAGGUCUUCAAACAUGUGAGAAGAUGGGACUGCUACAUCGAAAUGUAAUCAGUGAAGUUGGAGACCAGUCAAAGGACAACAUAGUCACCCAGUAUGCAGACGUCUUCUCAGGUAUUGGUAAAUUUAAAAAUGACUAUUCACUUAAGUUUAAAGACAGCUGUGUUCCCUCAUCCAGUCCACCAACAAGGGUACCUUUGGUAAUAAAAGACAGACUUAAAACAGAACUAGAUAGGCUGUGUGAACUAGACAUCAUAGGAAAAUGUACAUCACCUACAGAAUGGGUCAACAGACUAGUGGUCGUAGAAAAACCAAAUGGCACCCUUAGACUUUGUCUCGAUCCACAAGACUUGAAUGAUGCCCUGAUUAAAGAGUAUUUUGAAAUACCUACAGUUAGAGAUGUGACAGCCAAAUUAAAGGAUGCUAGGUAUUUUAGUGUUUUUGACCUCAAAGAUUCCUUUUGGCAUAUACAGUUGGACCAGCAAAGCUCAACAUAUUGUGCAUUUUCAACCCCAUUUGGUUGUUAUUUUUUCAAGAGAUUGCCAUUCGGCAUAAAUAUCUCGGCAGAAGUGUUUCAAAAAUAUAACACACAACCUUUUGGAGACAUUGACGGUGUAAUAAUAUAUGUGGAUGACCUACUUAUCUAUGCCCCAGAUGAACAAACACAUGACAGAAUACUGACACAGGUAUUAGAUAGGGAAUGAAAAUGUAAUGUCAAGUUUAAUGUACAGAAAUUUCAGCACAAGGUACAAACUGUCAAAUAUGUAGGUCAUACAUUUAGUGGUGGCUGUGUUAGUCCUGACAAAGAUAAGGUUAAAGCACUAGUAAACUAUGAUAUUCCAAAAAAAAAGGCAAGAUCUUCAACGUUUUCUUGGUCUAGUCAAUUACCUGAGAGAUUUCAUCCCAAACCUUACAGAAAUCACGUCUCCAUUGAGAAGUCUGCUUAGAAAAGACACUGAGUUUGAGUGGAACAAACUUGUUCAUGGUAAAAGUAUUGAGACAUUAAAAACUGUUCUUGCAUCAGAACCUGUAUUACAAACUUUCGAUAAGAGCAAACCCAUAGUAAUUCAAACAGACAGUAGUAAAGUGGGCAUCGGGUGUGGUUUGUUGCAGGAACACAAGCUGGUAUGUUAUGCAUCGAAGACACUCUCCCAGACAGAAGUUAACUAUGGACAGAUUGACAAAGAGUUUCUAGCAGUCCUCUUUGCAUGUCGACACUUUCACCAGUACAUCUAUGGUCAUGAUUAGGGACCCGGGAAAUUCGCGACUCGCGAAUUCGCGAAAAUGGUUAAAACCAUUUAAAAUGUUGUUAAAAAUAUUAAAUACAUUAUAAAAAUGAUAUAGUAUGUUUUUUGAAUCGAGAAAUACUCGCGAAUUUGUUAACAUUCGGUAGUACCCAUGAAUUUCUGUAUGUAUUCAAGAUUAUCCGCGAAUUUUUCGGAUCCAUGUCAGAAAAAAAAAGUUUGUGCGAGCGCGAGACGGUUGUUUACUACUUAUCCGUCAACAAUAUCAGGUUGCAAUAGCCGGGUUGGCGGAAGUUGAGAAGGUUGGAAGGGUGGAAGGGGGGAAGGCAGCGGCAGAAGAUGAUCAGUGAGUGUGUGACAGUGUAAAAGGGGAGCAGGCGUAGUGCUAGCUCGGUCCAGUCAGGUUUGAAUAGUCGUAGGGUGGACACAUAUUCGAAACGUUCGUUUAUAUAUGCGGAUAUGCCGCCCAAAAUAAACAUUGACGAAAGAGUGAAACAGUUUCCCCAAGAUGGAAUGGUUAAAUCUCAAAAUAUUAUGAUAUGCCGUUUUUGCAAUAAAACAGUGGCGUGGGAAACUUCCGACGGUGUGAAGAAACACAUACGAAGUAAUGGUCACGCUGAAGCCGUCAAGAAAGGAAAACGGCAGAAAACGAUGUUUGAAGCUGUCGAAGGCGCCAAGGAAGCGAAGGUACGGUAGUGUUACACAAUAUAAUGCUGGCAUGCAUUCAUUAUCUUUCACCAUCAUUGGAAAUGUAUAUCACAGAACCAUUAACAAAUCCUUUUUAUUUUUUAUUGUUUUAUAUAAAAAAUUACGUCACUUCAGGAACACAAGUAGCUACAGAAAACUCUCGGUUAUCCGGGCCCCGGAAUAUCCGGUUUUUGGGUUAUCCGUGCAUGAAUUUAGAUUAAUUAAUAGUUAUUCUGAAGCUGUAAAAAAAAAAAUGACAUCGCUCCGACGCGACGUUCAUAUUUAUUUUCUUGGCCGUUUAAUAUUUUUAACCACUCUGUCUCUGUGUCAGAAAGCUUUUUGGUCUAACCUUUGUGUCGUCCUCCCUUUCAGAUGUCACAUUUGUUACUCUUUAAACCCGAGGGGGAUACCCUUACUUCUACUCCCCCACCCCCCUCCGUUGCCUCUUCUGUUUGUUUGUUUCAUGUGUUACUUUCCGCUCGGCCCAGCAACACGGCAGGCGCCUGGCGAG